This is a messenger RNA of Penaeus vannamei (Pacific white shrimp), 2527 nucleotides long. NCBI's taxonomy places the organism in Eukaryota, Metazoa, Arthropoda, Malacostraca, Decapoda, Penaeidae. The record is from RefSeq and is a predicted model, not a curated record.
AUUCUUUGGUUUCUGAAGACACAAUUCGCAUGAUGAGGUAUAACCAGCAUGAAGACCUAUACUCUGAGGAGGACGACCUUAAGUCAUCAAUUCAGUUUAGUUCAAGAGAUGUCCCCCUGGUGAUACCAGAUUUCAGCCAAGCCAGGUAUACAAGAGGACUUUAUGCGACAUUGAAUAGAGCAGCUUCUCUAAACACCAAAGAUAUUACCAAGCCCCCUUAUAAAAACAAAACCAGAAGCUUUGAUGUUACUCAUCGAAGUUUCAAGUCAAGUGCCAAAAAAAGGGGAAUGGCAAAUGUUAAAGACCUUUGGGAAAAGAGUGGACUGAAGACAAAUGGUAGAAAACUUUUAGUGGACGCAAGUGAUGCGAUAUCCAGCAGGGGGGAUCAUGAUGAAUCACCGAAACAGGCUUUCAGCGGCAGCAAUAUGCAUCAGUUAAGAAGCCUCGAGUCUACCUUCAUGGCUAAUGAAGGUCGGUCCGCAAAGGUGCAUUGUAACGACACUGUUUUAACGACGCAAAGUUCCCACACUUAUGAAGACCUUACCAGUUUUGAUAGCAAAUAUCCUAGUCAUCCAAACGCAGAAUCCACGGAAAGCAAGUCGUCUGGUACGUACGCUGAAAUAGACGACAUUAUUAUAGAAGGUAUUGAUAACCCUGCAUUCCUUGGCGAUAGAGAGCACGCUCUCGUUGAUAACAGGCAGAGAACAACUAACAAAAAGGUGUUAGACCCGGACAGACUUGCACAGUUUAAAAAAAAAAUUAAUGAAAAAUUACAGGGUGCUCCUUUGCACCGCAUGCAGUGGCUGGAUCUUGAUGAAAUAGUAAUCGAUGACAUUGGAGACCGACAGGAGAGAAGAGUUAAGUUUACUGCAGACACCUACAACCCGAACAGCAUGAGACGUGAUGUGGGAGGCAGCCAUCAAAACCGAUCGUUUCCAGGCGCAGUUGUCAGACAAUUUCCAACUGACGAAGGUGAAACUACGGAAGGUAACAACCCUAAGAGCCGAGACUCGAGUGAAGUUGACCGAAGGGGAAUAUGGACAACUUCUGAGAGCUACCGAGAAAGAUUCAAGGAAGCGCCCAAAGGCACAGUUGGUCGAGAGAGACGGCAGCAAUUGUGGGAGUCGUACUACGGCACGGGAGGGCAUCUGGACCGUACGCUCCCGAGGCAUCUGGCCCCGCACCCCAACAGCAAGGCGCCCUUCUGUGGGAAGCCUGGGAACUGCCACGACUUUACCCUGGAUCUGUAUCGCUCAGCGAAGCUAAGGCAGCGGUCGGAGGCGCGAAGGAGGCGGCGCAGAUGCUACGCCGUCGUGUUGAUCGUGGCGGCACUCGUGGCCUUCCUCGGCGCCGUCGUCACUAUCUCGUGGUAUUACACAGGCGGACAGAAAUUCUUCGGUUCCAUGUAGAGCGCUCUCUCUCCCGCGGCUACAAAUCCUUCUUUGUUUGCGGGGAUUCUGGAGAUACACGUUUUGUACACUUCUACAGGUUAAUCAGGAAUUAGACCUUUUAUAAUCUCGAAACCAUCAUUUUCUUCUAGGUAACUUGUAGUGGACUCUGUGAUAUUCAUUAAAAUGUGUGAAUUGAUAUUGUUAUUUACAUAAUAAAUAAUGCAAAGUUCGACUGAACUGUCAUGUCGUCUGAGACCCUGCGAGCCUGAAAUUAAGUCACAGUUGUCUGCAUUCUUAUAGUACAUGUUAAGAAAGAAGCUUUUUACAGAACCGCCUUCGAUAUUAGCUGCCAUGGUGCCAGCUUUAUGGAAGAGUAACAAAUGUGUCAUUAACAAACAGCACUGGCUAGCAUGUAUUGUCAUAAAAACCUUCAUCUUUCGAAUUAGCCAUGAAGUGUAUAGGUUAGCUAGGAAUUGACAGAAUGUAUAUAUGUGUAAUUAUAAGUUGUACAAUUGUGUAAAACGCCAUGUGAUGAUAAAUCCGUCCAACUUGUAUAUAGAUAAAGAAGUCUAGAUGUAACCGCAGUUUCUGAUGGAAAUUUGCGCUAUUAAUUUUUUACAGUCUUUUAUACUUCUGUAACAUGUAUUAUUUACUAUCAGAAUUUAUUGUCACACUUUAUACGAGUUCUAUUGUACUCCUCGAAAGUGCAGCUCCCAAUUAUUUCUAUGCUUGAAAAAACUCAGUAACAUAAAAUGCCAUAGCAUACCACCAUUUUCGUUGUUUGGUAGCAAAUUUGAGUCUACAACAGUCUGCAGGAUUUUUCUUGCGGUUUGUCAUUUGUUACAGAUAUUAUCUUUGGAUAUUGUCUGUUACUGACAUACUUUGAGAAGAAUUUUGUAUAUAUAGAGAUUUGAUUUAUCUAAUAUGUAACCAAUGGCAUUAAAUGGACAUUAACCUUGAUAUGAUUAUGGUAAUACCAAAUACUUUGAAUUGUGGUAUUAAUUCAUAAGAGAAAACGUAUUUGCUAAAAGGAUCUACGAAUUUCUCCCCGGAUAAACAUCCUAUCAAAUUCUAUAUCACUUCUUGUAAAUGUGUGUUUGGCCUGCAGGUCAAUAUACGCUUCCUCACAAAAAAAA